AAGACAACUAAUUAUUGUGGCGGCAAACUGGUCAACACAAAUAUUAACCGAAAAAGUCAAAAAUCAAACGCGUAAGUUGAUUUGAUUGCUUGCACUUCCCUUCGUAAACUGGUACACUUAUUAUACAUCACAGAAAAAGAUUAUGAAGAAUAUUUCAACAAAAAAAAAUUAUAUAGUAUAUGAAGAAAACUUGUAUAACUCCUAAUAAUUAACUAUUCUUUUGUUGUUUUCAAUUUCAAUUUUAGCUUCCAUAUGGUUGAGCCAAUUUCACUGUUGUUCUUCUUCACACUUCACCUAUCAGUGGUAACAUCAGCGAAAUUUACUAUAAUUAAUCAAUGCAAUUACACGGUGUGGCCAGCUUCAUAUACCACCGGAUUCAUUUUGAAACCCGGUGAGAAUUCAACAAUCACGGUGCCGGCUAAAUGGACUGGCCGUUUCUGGGGCCGGACACUCUGCACAACAGAUUCCACCACCGGGAACUUCUCCUGCGUCACAGGCGAUUGUGGAUCCGGCAAGUUAGCAUGUGCUGGCCGCAGUGGAUCACUGCCUGUGACACUGGCGGAGUUCACUUUGAACGGUGCCAAUGAUCAAGAUUUUUAUGAUGUCAGCUUAGUAGACGGUUAUAAUGUUCCGAUGGAUGUGAUUCCGUUAGAUGGUUCUGGAAAGUGUAAUAGUACCGGUUGUUCUACGGAUUUGAACGCAGUGUGUCCAACAGAGUUGAAGGUAACAGAAAAUGGGACAGUUGUGGCCUGCCAAGGUCCUUGUGCUGCAUUUAAUUUGCAGUUUUUUUGUUGUGUUGGGAAUCAUUCAACUCAAGAAACUUGUGAGCCGAGUGUGUAUGCUCAGAUAUUCAAGACGUCGUGUCCUCGAGCUUAUAGCUAUGUGUAUGACGAUAAAAGUAGUACGUUCACUUGUCCGGCUACCGAUUACCAAGUCGUCUUUUGUCCUGCCUCCAAAAAUGCCAGCUUAGAAUCAUUGGAUCAAGAUGGAAGUGUAAGUGUUGGUGAGUCACUUAUUGCUGGCAGUGGGACAACUCGAUGGCUAUCUCCUUCAGGAGAUUUUGCAUUUGGGUUUUAUCAACUUCCCAAUGAGCUUUUCUUAUUAGCUAUAUGGUAUGUCAACAUACAAACUGAUGCAAUCAUUUGGUAUGCAAAUGGAGACAACCCUGCUCCAAAGGGAUCAAGAUUAGUAUUAAACGAUUCUCGUGGCUUAGUGCUCACUAACCCUCAAGGUUCAGAACUAUGGAGAUCAUAUUUCACAUCAGGUACAAUUUCUAACGGUAUAAUGAAUAAUGCCGGAAACUUUCAGUUGCGAGAUAAAAAUUCUGUGGCAAUCUGGGAUAGUUUCAGUUAUCCUACUGACACAUUACUUCCUACUCAAGCAUUGGAAUUAAAUGGAAGUCUUUCUUCGCGGCAAGGAGCAUUCAACUUCUCGUAUGGAAGGUUCAAACUUCACUUACAUGAGGAUGGAAAUCUUGUGCUCAACCUUAUAAAUCUUCCAAGUAACUAUAGUUAUGAUCCUUACUAUAGUUCUGACACCAAUAGUGGCAAUAAGAAUCAAUCAAAUGUUGGCCAGCGUUUGAUGUUUGACAAAUCAGGUUUCUUAUACAUAGAGAGAAAAGGAGGGGAGAACUUUUCUAUCAGCUCAAAUGUGUCAUUGUCAACUAAUGAUUACUACUGCAAAGCAACAAUUAAUUAUGACGGAGUUUUCACCGUAGCAUUUUACCCUAAAGAUCCAAAAAGAGGACAAAGUUGGGUCGUUGCAAAGACUGUACCAGAAAACAUUUGCUUGUAUUCUACAUUCGCAGACGGUGAAGGGGUUUGUGGGUAUAAUAGCAUUUGCACUCUUACAAAUGACCAAAGGCCAAAUUGUACUUGCCCUGAUGGAUAUUCUAUAAUUGAUUCGAAUAACGUGUAUGCUGGUUGCAUACCGAAUUUUCAAGUCAUUUGUCAAGCUGGUGGGAAUUGGGGUUCACAAGAUGAUCUAUAUACAAUGAAGGAAUUGCCAAAUACUGAUUGGCCUAAAUCUGAUUAUGAAAUAAUCAGUCCGUCUAGUUUAGAAGAGUGUAAGGAAUCAUGUUUGCAAGAUUGCUUAUGUGUUUUGGUUUCUUUCAAUGAAAGUUCUUGCUGGAAGAAGAAGCUCCCACUAUCUUAUGGAAGAAGUGAUCAGGUAGUAAAAGGAAUUUCUGUCAUGAAAUUGAUGAAAAAUGAUCCUUUGUCUACUUUGACAAAUGAGAAAAAAGAUCAUGAUACUUUGAUCAUUGUGAUUUCAGUUCUUUUGGGAAGCUCUGUGUUUGUUAUUUUGACAUUGCUUGGGGUAAUGUUUUUUGGGUUUCCUUACAACCGCAGGAAGAUCAAACAUCGUAGAACCAACCAAAAUGUUGUUGACAAUAACUUGCGCAAUUUUACCUUCAAGGAAAUAGUUGAAGCAACAAGUAACUUUAGAGAAGAAUUAGGAAGAGGUUCUUGUAGCAUUGUCUACAAAGGAACAAUAGACAAGAUGAUCAAUGUAGCGGUUAAGAAACUAGAUAAGUUGCUCCAAGAUAGUGAUAAGGAAUUUCAGACUGAAAUGAGUGUGAUAGGCCAAACUCAUCAUAGGAAUCUUGUUCGUCUUCUUGGAUAUUGCAAAGAGGGACAACAUCGGAUUUUGGUAUAUGAGUUAAUGAGUAAUGGAACUUUGGCAAACUUUCUUUUCGUCCCUUCAAAACCAAAUUGGAACGAUCGAGUCAACAUUGCCCUUGGGAUUGCUAGAGGUCUUGUUUACUUGCAUGAAGGAUGUUGCACCCAAAUCAUCCAUUGUGAUAUAAAGCCGCAAAAUAUACUUCUAGAUGAUCAAUACAAUGCUAGGAUUUCAGAUUUUGGACUAGCAAAGCUACUGUUGAUUAAUCAAAGUCACACUGAAACUGGAAUUAGAGGAACCAAAGGGUAUGUUGCACCAGAUUGGUUUAGGAGUGCACCGAUCACUACAAAAGUCGAUACUUAUAGUUUUGGUGUAUUGUUGCUAGAGAUAAUUUGUUGUAGGAAAAAUGUAGAGAAAGAUUUUAUUGCGGAAGAAAAAGGGAUUUUAACCGAUUGGGCUUAUGAUUGCUAUAAGACUAGAAGACUUGACAAUCUUCUUGAAAACGAUAAUGACGUCGGCAAUGACAAGAUGAGCUUGGAAAAGUUAGUCAUGAUUGUUAUUUGGUGCAUUCAAGAAGAUCCUUCUCUUAGGCCGACAAUGAAGGAGGUUUUACUAAUGUUAGAAGGAUUUGUUGAAGUUGUGGUUCCCCCAAGUCCAUAUCUCUAUGGUUCUGUAAGUUGUAAUUAAAAUUUGUUUCCUUUGAAUGAGAUUUUAGCAUUGCCUUCAGUUU
Molecule: messenger RNA, 3349 nt
Organism: Trifolium pratense (red clover)
Lineage: Eukaryota; Viridiplantae; Streptophyta; Magnoliopsida; Fabales; Fabaceae
Product: G-type lectin S-receptor-like serine/threonine-protein kinase LECRK3
Exons: 2
Coding region: 253-3306 (1017 amino acids)
Biological process (GO): protein phosphorylation
Molecular function (GO): protein kinase activity; ATP binding
Source: RefSeq, a predicted model, not a curated record